Molecule: messenger RNA, 1335 nt
Organism: Zophobas morio
Lineage: Eukaryota; Metazoa; Arthropoda; Insecta; Coleoptera; Tenebrionidae
Exons: 2
Coding region: 18-1250 (410 amino acids)
Source: RefSeq, a predicted model, not a curated record
ACUUUGUAAAUCAAAAAAUGAAGGCACCUGUGACUGUCAUACUAAUCCUAUAUAUUUUAAAAAUCGAUGGAGCUAACAUAAAGCACCAUUCCGAUCAAAAAUGUGAGUGUUCCGAAGAAAACUCAGGCCAUUCCGAAGAAAACAAGGCUGGUAAUUUCUAUCGAGUUUUGGCAAAACAAGCCUACUAUAUACCUUACAACCCACAAAAACAAAAAGUAGCGCUUUUGGACUACCACAACAACAUUAGUCUUCUCUAUGAUGGUCUAACCGGCGAUGCUUUCGGUUUUUCUUAUGAAGAUGGACGCGGAGUUUACAUUCCAGCUGGGACUUCCGAUAAAACUUGGACUGUUAAGAAACAAAGCUACGACGAAUACUUUAAAAAUCCAGUUCCUCCAAAGGAGUUGUUUUCACUUGGUGAGACACAUGGCUACCAUUUUGAACCAGAAUCGAUACCGGAAGAAAUGUCUGGAAAGAUGUCAAAAAUUUUGGCUGCUCUUAGCAUAGAUUAUUCUUCUCAGUGUGAAGCUUUGGCCAUCAUGGUACGCGUCUCCAAAAUAAGUGCCGAUAAGCUGAAGACGUCCUUAUCUGGAUUUGAAGGCGUCAUGGGCGAUGUCUCGUUAGCACCGAAUCGUGGCGAUUUUCACUGGAAUGUGGGGUUGUUUCAAGGGAUGGGAGAAUUUUUUAGACCAUUCGGUAGCAUGGAGGUUUUAAUUGAAAAGAAAAUUAAGUUAAACUUGACUAGAAUUUUCACCGAAGAGACGGGGAUUCAUUUAAUGUGUUACUUUUUGGAAGAAUUGGCAGACCACUUUGAUUUGGGAAAAAUACUAGGUGAAAGUUUGAACGACCCACUGGAAUUUUUUACAGUAACUAACAAAUUGGGGGGAGACAUUAAUUACGGGUUUGAUGGGUUAAUUCAUAUUAUCAAAGAAAUGAUACUGGCCAAAGAUGGAAAAAAUUCAAAGGAGAACUUGAUUGUUGUUUUAAAAUUAUAUUUCACGAAUUCACGAGCGAAGGGUGAUGAUUUAGGGCAGAAAUGGCGCACUAGCGUUAAAGAUCUUGGCGAGACGAUUAAGAAACUGAAAUUGGAAAAAGCUUUCCAUGGCUUGACGAAGCUCUUACGGGAUAUAGGAGAUCAGAAGUGGCGUUUGGGGAACGUGAAUAUGUCUGAAAUUGUUGAGUAUAUUGUAGGUGUGGAUCUUCCUGCCGACCCAAACGUGGUUAACAAAGUCAUAGAGAAGUUAGAACUAUGAAAUUGUACAAUGUUGUUUCUGUUAAAUUUACAUAAUUAUAAAAAUUAUUUUCUGGCACAUUUUAAUAAAUCCAGUUUAAAGUUGA